UAAUAACUGUAUUGUUUUCAUAGGUAUCGUAAUAUUAAAAAAUUACGAGAAAACUAACAUAACAUAACAAUUUUUAUUUAUUGAAUAUGUUUAAAACGUGUUGUAUUUGUCUUGAGACAGCAGAAGAUUUAUCCCCCAUGACUUAUGAUGAGAUAAAGAUGUAUAAAUUAUUCGUGCCGAAGGUACAAAAUAAUGAAAAUAAUAUGAAACUGUGUAUGUACUGCAAGUGGACGAUCAGAAAAUUCAUUAAACUAACUCAACAGUGGCAAACUGCUUAUGAAGUGUUGAUUGAAGGAGUGCAAAUGGACACAAAGGUAAUCUUUCUCCGAACACCACACAAGUUCAUCACCACUUCAGAGCAUCAUUAUUUAGGCCCUGAUGAUGAAAUAAGUGACGAUAAUGACGUGGAUGAAGUACCCUUGAUAAUGCUAAGCAAAAGCUGUAGAAAGAAAAAGAAGAAACGGAGAAAGCACUUGCACGGUAGUCACUAUGAAGACUGCAUAUUUCAGCCAAAAGACACCAAAGCUGAUAUAAAAACAGAGAUAGAUAUGAAAGAGUGCGUUUUGAACGAUGGCUCGAAGGACCAAAAUCAGAAACGGCCGAAAAAGGAACCGCUAGAUGGAUUUACGACUCGCAUGGUGCGAGAAACUAAUGAGUAUGUAGUCAUAAAGCUGACUAAAGAUCAGGUGUUAGAGGAAAUGUUCCAAAGAUCAACGAGCGAGUCGUACGCCCGCGCCGCUUACAAAUGCGACAAAUGUGUCAAAGGCUUCAAUUUCGAGGAUGUGCUUAACUCACACGCCGCAAAACAUUCACCAGAGAACGGCUCUUUUCAAUGUGAUAUUUGUACGCAAUACUGUCCCAGUGCAGUUUCCUUGAGAGGUCAUAUUAAAUCACAUACUACUAGAUAUAAAUGCAAGAUAUGUGGGUACGUCCGUCUGUCGCGGCAGCAUUUAUUGGAACAUCACGCUAUAUCGCACACGAGCGAGGCAGCGUGCUAUCGUUGCGAUUCAUGCCAAUUUGUUACCAAUAAACGUACAGUAAUGCAGAGACACGUAAAAUCGCAUUCGUCCGAGCGUCACACUUGCCAUCAGUGUGGGAAGAAUUUUAAAACAAUAAUGUCGCUAAGAGUGCAUACUAUACGCCAUGACAAAUCUCGAGGCUUCCAAUGUCAGCAAUGCGAUAAAACUUUCAUCUACCCUUCAGUAUUACACAAACACAUACAGGCAGUGCACGAGAGAGACGACUAUUACUGCGUGGAGUGCGAUGUCAAGUUCAAAUCCCCGGAAACUCUAAAGCAUCAUUUUAAAAAAGCGAAGAGACAUCGCGACUCCUCUUCUUAUAAGUACGUGUGCGAGCAGUGCCCGGCGCAGUUCGCGCAGGCGUCGUCGCUGGCGGCGCACGCGCACGCGGCGCACGGCGCGGGGCGCGCGCACGAGUGCGCCGCGUGCGCGCGCGCCUUCUCCAGCCGCGAGACGCUGCGCGCGCACGUGUGGCGCCAGCACGCGCGCGCCGCGCACCACUGCCACGUCUGCGGAAACACUUUCUCGCGUCUCAGUUCGUUGAAGUCUCACCUGCGCACACACGCGGAACACACAAACACACAGAAACAAGAAGACUUACCGAAUGAAGUGAGGCCGCCGGAGACGCAGCUGUUGAAGUCUGAACCUAAUGCUCUUGAAAACAGAUGUGAUUUUCCGUAGACGUGUGUUGGAUCUGUGAUCUUUACUACAGCGCAAAGUCUCAUUUAGACGGGAGAAGUUUUUUCUAACUAAUCAUCAGGAUAUUGUAUCAUACUGUUUAGACAGAGAUUGAAAACAUAAUAUUUACUUGAAGACAAAAUAAUUGCUCUCAUUCUAGUGACGCGCUGUCUCUUUCUAAUGGAAUUCGCCUAAAAAAUGGUCUAAAAGAGACAAAGAGCUAACCAUGUAUGAGUUAAAAUUAAUAGUUUUCACUUAACUGUGGCUCCAGUAUAAGGGCCUGUAGAUAAAAGAUCAUUGCAAGUUGUAGAUAAGUAUUUUUAUAAAAUUGCUACC
Messenger RNA from Manduca sexta (tobacco hornworm), 2033 nucleotides. RefSeq names its product zinc finger imprinted 3. Bases 87 to 1700 code for a protein of 537 amino acids. The transcript is spliced from 13 exons. NCBI's taxonomy places the organism in Eukaryota, Metazoa, Arthropoda, Insecta, Lepidoptera, Sphingidae. The record is from RefSeq and is a predicted model, not a curated record.